AUGCCUUCGACAACGAACCACUCCGAGCCGCCGGCGCCUAAGGUCGGCGGUGGCUCCGUGCUAGACGCCACUCCGGACUCCAAUGGUCAGGCCAAGCGGACGCACCACAUACCCCGGUUCGAGACCAAGGAAGCCGAGAGACGAUGGUCUCUAGAGCAAAUGGCGGGAGCAUUUCGCGUAUUUGCCAAACUGGGUUUUGCGGACGGUGCCAGUGAUCCAAUCGACCCGAGAACGUUCUGGAUCAACCCGUAUGGCAUUCACUUCGGUCUAUUAACCAUCUCCGAUAUGGUGCUCGUGGAUGAAGAUGGCAAUCGAGUUGGAGGCGCCGACAUGCCAGUCAGCACGGGCGGGUUCCUCAUCCACUCCGCAAUACAUCAAGCACGGCCUGACAUCAAUGUCGCCUGCCAUAUGCACAGCCCAUAUGGCCGUGCCUGGGCAACGUUUGGUCUGCCCAUCGAGAUGCUGAACCAGGACUGCUGCAUGUUCUACGACGAUCUCGCCGUCUACGAGGACUUUGGCGGAGUAGUCUUCGCCAAGGAAGAGGGAGCUCGCAUUGCCAAGGCACUCGGACCAUACAAGAAGAACAUCAUUCUACAGAACCAUGGCCUACUAACCGGCGGCGGGACGGUCGGUGAAGCGGCAGGCUUCUUUAUUGCACUCGAGCGCGCCUGCCAGACGCAAUUAUUGGUAGAGGCCGCUGUCAAGCCGGACGGCUCAAGAUUGAAGAAGACGUAUGUAGGAGAGGAGGAAGCGAUAUAUACAAAGAAGAACAUUGGAGGCCCAGAUGUCAUGUACAUGCAGUUCGCGCCCGAGUACCGAAUGAUACUCAAAGAAACGAAAGGGGAUUUCUUGGAAUAG
Messenger RNA from Phaeoacremonium minimum UCRPA7, 858 nucleotides. Its product is annotated as putative class ii aldolase and adducin domain-containing protein. Gene Ontology annotation, cellular component: cytoskeleton. NCBI's taxonomy places the organism in Eukaryota, Fungi, Ascomycota, Sordariomycetes, Togniniales, Togniniaceae. Gene Ontology annotation, molecular function: actin filament binding. The transcript has 2 exons. The record is from RefSeq and is a predicted model, not a curated record. The coding region runs from base 1 to 858 and encodes 285 amino acids.